Messenger RNA from Haliotis rufescens (red abalone), 641 nucleotides. RefSeq names its product C-type lectin lectoxin-Thr1-like. Gene Ontology annotation, molecular function: signaling receptor activity. NCBI's taxonomy places the organism in Eukaryota, Metazoa, Mollusca, Gastropoda, Lepetellida, Haliotidae. The record is from RefSeq and is a predicted model, not a curated record. The coding region runs from base 73 to 543 and encodes 156 amino acids. The transcript has 5 exons.
ACACUGCAAGAGAUACUAUUUAAACCGGCUUCUUCCAGGCGUGAGUCAACAAGCGAGGAGGGCAUCCUAAGUAUGAUUACAGUGAUUUUGUUGCUCUCAAUUUGGCAUACAGCAGCGGCGGCAUGCUGUCCAGAUGGGUGGAUGCAGUAUGGUGGCUCCUGUUACACCAUCAUCACAUCACAGAGGGACUGGACUGAAGCAUCAACCGACUGUGGUAUUUACGGAGCACACCUGAUACAUAUUGAAACAAAGGCCGAAAACGACUUCAUCAAAAACUACUUGAAGAAGUUUACAAAAACUGGAGCCUCCUUGACAUCUUGGAUAGGUUUGAGCGACAUGAUUGGUUCCUGGCAAUGGACUCCCCAGGGAGAACCUGUUUCCUUCACAGACUGGUCACCAGGGCAACCUGGUCGCAAUGAGCCAAAUUCUAACUGUGUAACUCUCUGGGCACCGAAAGGCUACACAUGGGAUGAUUACGGAUGCAACUUAUCUGCCAACUUCAUAUGCGAGAAGGCGAUUGAGACGACCCCUCUUGUUGGAUGAACCAAGGUACCAAGUUCACAUAUGAUUUUAUUUCAAAGGCCAGUUGUACGGAGUUUUGUAAAUUGUACAAUUUGCAAUAAACACAAUCCCAGCCUUCA